AUCUAUUGUAGACCAGGCCUCAAUGCUCCGCCUGCGGAGCACACCUGCGUAGUGACUCACACAAAGGCGAGAAAUGAAAUAUACGCGGUGAGACAUAUUAUAAUAAUACAGACUCAGAUGAAAUGAAUACUCCAGCAUUAAAUGGAAAUGGGAGGGAACCUGUGAGGGAACAGAACAGACAAGAAUCAUUCGAUGUAAGUCUUAUACUCCGGAGGACAUUCCCGAAAAAGCAACAGCCAUCUUCUAUAGUAGAAGCAAUGAUAUUAGAUACAGAAGCAGCUGUUAUAGCGAAUUUUGAAUUUUUGGGACAUACAGACAUGGAUAUGGAAGAGGAAGAAGGAGAUGGGGACGAUGAAAUUUAUGAUACAAAUACAGAUACCAAACCAAAUAAAGCAUCUAUCUCCCUUCUAGCGGAAGAUGUUGAUACAGAUGCAGAGGCAGAAGUAUUAAAUGAAUUAAAUCUCCUCAUAGAAAUUGAAGAAUCGCCACCUGAUUCUAUCCACCUGGAAAUGAAUUCUUCAAAGAAGGGGCGCGACGGAAUUCGGCGAAAAACGCGUCCCAGUGUAAUUGGCCCGGUGGCCUCUCUCAGAUUUCUCGCUAGUUUCUGGUAUGUUGGGAUUCCUUGUUCCUAUUCUUUAUUUCUGUUCCCUGUUCCUAUUGCCUGUUGCCUGGCAUUGUACAAUGGCGUUAACUUUCGUAUUCGGUUUCUACGCAACAAAAUACAUGAGAUAGAUAUUAUAAUUAUGUCUCAAGGGAGAGGAAAAGAAGAAAAUUUGGAUAUAAAUAAAAUUUUUGAGGACAUAUUAUUCGUGGAAGAAGUUUCACAAAAAUUAGGUUAUAAAGAAGGUUACAAAAGUGGCAAAGAACAGUUAUUAAAGGGAUAUCAUCUGGGAUAUCAUAAAGCUAGUAUAAUUGCUGCUCAAUUAGGAUAUUAUAGUGGAAUACUAGAGCAAUAUCUACAAAAUAAUGACAAUACCUCUGAAAAAACGAUACUAAUAGCCAAAAUACUCUUGGAAGAUAUAUGUAAUAUUUUUCCUGAAUGUCAAAGUAAAAACUUGGACAUUUUGAAAGCUAUAGAAAAUAUUAGAUUCAAAUAUGCCAAAUUUUGUUCAUUAGCAAAAAUUAAUCCACUAUAUCCUGAAGCAGAUAAACUUGAGUUUUGAUCAUAAAUAUAAUAAUAGGUAAGAUUUAGUGUUGGUAAUGAUGUAAAAAUUGAAUUAUAUAAUAAAAGUUA
Molecule: messenger RNA, 1234 nt
Organism: Harpegnathos saltator (Jerdon's jumping ant)
Lineage: Eukaryota; Metazoa; Arthropoda; Insecta; Hymenoptera; Formicidae
Exons: 6
Coding region: 123-1163 (346 amino acids)
Source: RefSeq, a predicted model, not a curated record